Caenorhabditis elegans is the source of this 507-nucleotide messenger RNA. RefSeq lists its product as uncharacterized. The transcript has 4 exons. The coding region runs from base 8 to 382 and encodes 124 amino acids. The record is from RefSeq and is marked reviewed. NCBI's taxonomy places the organism in Eukaryota, Metazoa, Nematoda, Chromadorea, Rhabditida, Rhabditidae.
GUUUCAGAUGGAGUUGAUGUCAAUUGCUGAUGAAAAUCGUCUCAAAUUUGCUCUCUAUCGUCAGAUUGCUUACGACAGACGCCAAGCAGCAUGCAUGAUCGACGCAAUAAUGGACCAGAUGCAGAAUUGUCACCUUACCGUCGACUAUAAAAUCCAACUUUCCCGGCGCGUCGUAGUGGCUCGUCGCAGGUGGUUCAGGGAGUUCUUUUUGGACCUUGAAUCAUACGCUCUAAUAGAUUUAAUGAGGCUGUCUUGCCGGAUCUACGCCUGGAGCAAGAAAUUGUCUGAUUUGUUCGUCACAAACGCACGAAUGAUUCGGGAUCGAAUGUCGCGAAUUCGAGAGCUCAAUUUCAAUCGUCGAAGUCUUCAAUGGUGUCUUUAAAUUGUUUAUUUUACAAUCUAGCAUACUUUGUUUAGUAUUUUCAAGUACAUUUGACUAUGCUGAACAGUUUUACAAAAGAAAAAAGAAGCACUUAAUAUGAUUUUUCAGUACUUUUGAAUUAAAAA